CGUCAGCUUACCAUCUCUCUUUAACGGUCAACUACCAUCUUCAUCGUCGCUCAUCGUCGCUCAUCGUCGCUCAUCGUCGCUCAGCUGGUCUGAAGUGUUCGAUUACUUACUCACACCACUAUCACCACUACCCUUUCGUUCGCAUCUGUAACUACUUUUGUCUGCUUGACGCAACGCCCAUCGACGGAAAAUUCACCUCGCAACGCCCCCUAAACCAACAUGGAUAGGCUCCAGCGGUAUCGAAACGACGUCGCUAGCAACGAUCCUCCACUGUCCCCGACAUCCAGCAUGCAUGUCUCUCGCCCACCGCGGUUGAUGUCCUCUCUGAGCCACCAGUCCACCUCUGGGGGCCCUCAGCUGGCCAUCGAGACCGCCUCCCCGACCCGGAUCAAUUCCUCAUAUCGCUUCCCUCCCUCCCCCAUCCCAGGCUCUCCAGGUUCUCCACGCGUCUCUCGCUCAGCAGUUCGCUCCAGCAACCACUCUCUUCUGGCCCAGCUUGAUUCACCCAAUAUGCCAUCCAGUCACACCAUGGGCAUCCCUGACUUACCUGCCGAGUAUAAGCGUGGUCGCACAAGUGAGAGCAGCAGCCGUUUCUCAGCUGCGCAGCGCUCCCGAUCGCACGGCCGUCCCUCUCUAAGCCACACGCGCUCGACCUCAUCAAUGUCAUCCAACACUACCACGUCUUCGAGCUCUAGUUCUCUGUUCGAUCGUCCCGCCCGCGCCGGCUCGAUCGCUGGUUCCGAAACAUCCGAUGAUAGCAGGUCUAUCACCUCUGUCGAGUCGAAGAAGAGCACCAAGGCAUUGAAGAGCAAGCCGUCGGGCCUGUCGCUGAGGACUUGGUCGAAGAGCAAGACGCGAGUCCUCGUUGAGGGGGAUGAGGAUGAAACGAUACCUCCUGUCCCUCCUAUUCCAUCCCUGCCUGCGACGGCAACGGUCCAGCGCCAACCUAGCUUUGGCCCAACGCUCUGGGAACGCUUGGUGGAGACUGCAACCUUAUCCGCUAAAGACUGGACUUUCUACGGGGCACAGGAUGACGAGAAUGAGCCCACAACACCUGGCGGUGAGACGCAUCUUACUGCUGUCCUGAAGACGUACUAUGUGGACCGGGCGAGUACAAGAGAUGACCUGCCGUUCUGGUUGUUUGAGGACAAAGAGCGCAAUGUUCCGACGCCGAUGUACAGCGCCAGCACCCAAUAUUUCUCUCCUCUAGAAACGCCCAGAACGGGUACGACUACGCCAGGAACUGUCGUUCCAGCCACAGCGAGUACCGUGAAGUCCAAUCACAGCCUUCGCGACAUCUACGAGUCGUAUAUGUACUCCCCUAAGUCUGCCGAGAAAGUCAAGGUGCGCUCACCUACACCGGCAACACGCGCGCAGAACAGGCUCCGAGAGCUGCGCGAUGCGAAGCGCCUGGGCAACCUGGCGGUGGUGGACUUAUUGGACAAUAAGACGAUGAGGCCACUGUUGUCAGCCGGGCUAGCGUCGAGGCCCAAGUCCCACCGAGUGCCGGCCGGUCCGAAAACCGGACGGAUCUGAUAUCCGAACGGUAUCUGACCACCUCGCCCCAGAACUCCGUGAGUGCUUGAGGGUCAUUCGUAUCGUAGGGGAGGAGGAAGCGCAGGCCGUUUUCUCGUUGUUGCCCGGUUAUUGGAGGUUUUCUGACGCACACGGGUUGCGAGGAUCGAUUAAUGCACACAAUCACGAGUUAUUUAAUCUAUUCUGAUGAUUAGGUGAGGUUCCUUGUGGUGCAUU
Dacryopinax primogenitus is the source of this 1752-nucleotide messenger RNA. RefSeq lists its product as uncharacterized. The transcript is spliced from 3 exons. The coding region runs from base 220 to 1536 and encodes 438 amino acids. NCBI's taxonomy places the organism in Eukaryota, Fungi, Basidiomycota, Dacrymycetes, Dacrymycetales, Dacrymycetaceae. The record is from RefSeq and is a predicted model, not a curated record.